ACAUAUUUCAUGGGGCAAUACAAUACAUACUUAGAGCCGCCGAAAUGGAGUCUGUUUACGAAUCAAGCCUCUCCAAGCAACCCUGUGGCAGCUACACCACAGAUCUUUGAGAGCAACUGAAGAAUUCAAGGAUUACGGGCUCCCCGCCAUCGGGCUGAUUUGGGGCACAGCUGGGUCAAAUUUGGCAUAAUGUGUAAAAUAUUGGCUUAGCGUUGCUGCAUUAUGUAUUUUUUAGGUGGGUUUGUUCGGGCUGUCUCGGAUGAGGCUCUAGAUAUUUCCUCACGUACGGAGUAAUAUCCUACCGUGUAAAAUCGACGGGGCAAAGCUAGGUUUAAAUGGAACAAGAUUAUCCUUGACUAUUGCUCAUUCCAGGAACCUGCUCUGAAGAUCAACCUAAUCAUCGCAGAUCAUACGUUCCUAAAAUGCUGUUCUACAAGAGUCUCUGCUUGCUAGCAACCCUGCAGCCGGUGUUCUCGGCAUCUAUGCUGAAUUACUCUGCGGCCCGGGGAGAUGAUCAGUCGAUAUUGGGACAGUUGAAUCUUGAGGCCGCUCGCGGUGACAAAGUCAGUGCCAAUCGAGCUGAUUUAUAUAUCAAACCAGGCACCGAUGCCAAGGGUGUCAAAGCACUGCACUUCCAUCGCAAUGUGGGUGACAUCCGGGCAGAGUAUCACGCUCUAUCCAAGAAAAUCGACGUCGACCAAACCUACUAUAUCGGAUACAAACUCUCACUGGGGGUUAUUGAGGAAAGUCUUAUGAUUUGGCAAUUUAAGGCCUACACCGACAACAACGCCGAGGACAACGGUGCCAACAUCCCGCUCUCGCUAGAGAUUAAGAGCGGAAAGUUGCACUUCCAAUACCAGGCGGAUUACUCCGCUCAUCGGGUAUCACAGUGGUCCCAAACCGUGACUGCUAACACUGUCUACUCGUUCGGAAUUGUUAUCAACACUUCCAGGCCCGGUUGGGCUGAGCUUUACUUCAACGGCAAAAAGCAGACCUUCUCCACUACCGGCACCACUAGGCUGAAUGGCAAUACCUUCGUUGGCCGAAACGAGCCAAAGUUUGGCAUUUAUCGUGGAGAGGCAGUGGCAAUAAACAACUAUGUCUACAAUGUCCAGGUCGGGACGGCGCUGAGUGACAUUUCCGAGGCUUCUGGGAUUAGCUCUUCCGGGUCGAGUUCUGGAUCUUGUUCCUGGUCCGGCCACUGUGCGGGCGCCACCUGUUCCACGGAUGAUGAUUGCUCCGACAGCUUGGUCUGUACCAGCGGGGUUUGCUCUUCUGACUCUUCCACCUGCGACUGGGUGGGGCACUGUGCCGGUGCUACAUGUACUACUUACAAUGACUGUUCGGGUGACUUGGUCUGCAAGAAUGCAGUAUGUACCGAGGCCUAACUAACCUGGUUCAACACUGCAAGAAGUUUCCAGCUCCAAUACAACAACAACGACAACAACGAAUGGUUUCACUAUAUAGUAGAUACAUGCAAACCAUGAUAUGUCUUUGCAAUAGGUAACUUUAAGAGUUGAUAUUGAAUGGGGUCCAGUAGUUAGCAUGUAUACGACGGCUUUCCCCGUCAAUGUCACAGGUGGCCGCUCUUCUCAAGCAGGGCACACAACUCAAUAUCUACGCUUUACUCGAACCAUGAGCUUGUUCUUCUCCCACAAUAAGAAAGCCUUUUGCUUUUCCCAUCCCAGGGAUGAUGGCGCCAAGGUAAAAUCGAAAUUAUAC
Messenger RNA from Aspergillus ochraceoroseus IBT 24754, 1722 nucleotides. RefSeq lists its product as uncharacterized. Lineage: Eukaryota; Fungi; Ascomycota; Eurotiomycetes; Eurotiales; Aspergillaceae. The transcript has 4 exons. The record is from RefSeq and is a predicted model, not a curated record. Bases 423 to 1388 code for a protein of 321 amino acids.